Molecule: messenger RNA, 4100 nt
Organism: Gasterosteus aculeatus aculeatus (three-spined stickleback)
Lineage: Eukaryota; Metazoa; Chordata; Actinopteri; Perciformes; Gasterosteidae
Product: photoreceptor outer segment membrane glycoprotein 2
Biological process (GO): visual perception
Cellular component (GO): plasma membrane
Source: RefSeq, a predicted model, not a curated record
GAGAAGGGAGGUCACAUGGUGGGAUUCAAGGGGCCGUAAAUGAAAAGCAAAAACAAAUGCUGGCACCUAUAUUCGAUCACAGAGAGGUCAGUCAUGUAGACAUCUUUAGUGCUGGAGUUCAACCGAUGGCUCCUAUGAAUGUUCUCAUGUGCUUGAAUAACUUGUGCACAUAAACCUGCUAGACACUUUUCCAUAAUUAGAUCAUUUGUGUCGCAACAGAUUAAACUGUGAAUGUGCUAGUCAGCAUUUUGAGCAUUUUUGCCUCUAUACAUUUUUCCUAAGGAUAAGUGGGAUUCUCGAUACUUGCCUGGUCUGGUUUUCCUGUCGGUCGUUUCCUGCGUGUUCCGUCUGCCUCGUGGAUUAGCUGACUGGCCCGGUGGCCACGGUAACGUUCUCCUCUUACACAAGCUAGUUGGGAAAAUGUUAAUCCACUAAUCCACUCACUCUCAGUCAACAUUUCAUUGGCUGAUUCGCAGUCUGUGUGUGCGUACGCGUGUUGAAAUUAGAAUCUGGAAACAGAAUAUCGUGGACCAGUAAGAAUGAAUGGAAGACUGCAGGAGGGAAUGAUAAAAUAUGAUCAAAUAUAACGGCCAUUUGUCUUAUAUUUUACAAACAAAACAAUCAGUCAAGAAAAUGAAAAGAAUUUUCAAUUUUCAAGAAGCAAUUUCUGUUUGACAAUCACAUAGUUUAAACCCAGCGUUUACCCUUCAUGACCUUUCUUUACUUCUUUAGAUCAUGCGUGUGCGGGCAGCUCAUGUUGACAUGUUGUUAGUUGAAAAAUAAUUCAUUCAGAAUCCUUUGCGUGUAAGUGAAUGGAUGUGUAAUGGGAACGAUUAACGAUAAAACAUCACUUAUCAGAAUGUGCAAAACGGAUAUCACCUCUUUCUUCCUCCACUAUGAAAACAAACACCGUGGCCGUGGAGCGUUACUUUCACAGGGCUGCGACAGUCAGAUUUGCGUAGGUGGCAGAAGGUGGGUCCAAAUCCCUCUCGGACCCAGAGGGUUGAUUAAUGAUUAAGGGGGAUUAGGAUGAGGUUCAGGACUUUGCUACUAGUCUCACUGAUGCUGCCGUGGUUACCCUCAUGCUAUCGGUGCCGCUGCGACUCCUCGCCUCCCUCUGGAAUACAUGUGAGGAUGUCUGAGGGGAAACAAACUGAAAAUGAGAGAAGAAUAAUGCCAGAUGUUGAGGGGGGACGCUGACCUGGAUGAGGUACAUGCCAGGUCUGCUUCAUCUACAGUAAAACUACAAUGCAGCGUCCACAAGAUAUUGAUCAUGACUAGCGGGGCUAAGCUGCUUAUGAGAGGACCUUCAGAGAAGUGUAAAACCGAUCCCCCUCCCCUUGGUUCCCCCGCAGCCCCUGGAGGUUAACCGCUUCCUCUCGGAUGCUCCACCUGUGUCCCACCAUUAAUCCCCCUUAGACGCAAAAGGAAACUUUACAAGGGACACACACACACAACUUUACAAGGCACACACACACACACAAUGGCGGUCUUAAGAAUGAAGUUCACCAAGAACAAGCGAGACAAGCUGGCUCAGGUGCUGUGGAUCCUAAACUGGAUCUCAGUGUUGACCGGGAUCCUCCUCUUCAGCUUGGGGCUCUUCCUCAAGGUGGAGAUCAACAAGCGAGGGGAGCUGAUGGCGGAGAGGGACAUCCAGUACGUGCCCAACAUGCUGAUUGCCGUGGGCCUCAUCGCCUGUGCCAUAAACUUCUUGGGCGGAAAGAUCUGCUACGACUGCGUGGACACCACCAAGUUCUUGCGCUGGAAGCUGAUCAUGCUGCCCUACAUAGUGUGCACCUUCUUCUUCACCUUCUGCGUGCUGGUAGGAGCUCUGAUGUGCUACAGCAUGCGAGGGGAGCUGGAGGAGUCUCUGAACCUGGGGCUGACGGACGCCAUACGGUUCUACAAGGACACGGACACGCCGGGGCGAUGCUUCCUGAAGCGGACGGUGGACAUGUUGCAGAUCGAGUUCCACUGCUGUGGGAACAAUGGCUACAGAGACUGGUUUUACAUACAGUGGAUCAGCAACCGGUACCUGGAUAUGUCCCAAAAAGAGGUGGUGGACCGACUGAGGAGCAACGUGGAGGGCAAGUACCUGACGGACGGGGUCCCCUUCAGCUGCUGCAACACCAACUCCCCUCGGCCCUGCAUCCAGCAGCGGAUCACCAACAACUCCGCACACUUCAACUACGAGCACCAGACGGAGGAGCUGAACCUGUGGGUGAAAGGCUGCCGCCAGGCGCUGCUGGAGUACUACACGGACAUCAUGCAGUCCAUCGGCCUCACCGUGCUCAUCACCUGGCUGUUUGAGCUGUCUGUGUUGACAGGGGUUCGUUACCUGCAGACUUCUCUGGAGAACGUGGUCAGGCAGGGUGACCCGAACUCAGAGUCCGACGGCUGGCUCCUGGAAAACAGCUUCAUGGAAACCGCCCGCACCAACCUGAACAUCAUCAAGUGCCUCGGCAAGGGCAACCAGAUAGACACGGCCAAUAACGGAGACCCCAACAUCAACGUCCCCUCCACCUCCAAAGCGCACUACGGGCCGGACAACGUGCCGCCGAAGGAGACGCCUGAAGCCAGUUGACCUUUAUGAACAGCAUCCGCAAAAGCCUAAAUAGGGGCCUUCUCCCAGAUACUUAAAAACAGUUGUUCAUUACUUGUUUCCAUUGAAGUCAAUAGUUUUGUAAUAACAUAUAGCUAUACGGGUGAUUUUUGUGUGUGUGUGUGUGUGUGUGUGUGUGUGUGUAAACUGAGGUAUAUUGUGCAUAAUAACACACAAUAUUGGCGCAUUUUCCAGAAUGCAAAUGCCUUGUUGACUUUUUACAAACAUUAUUGAAUCAAAAUACACAUGGUCCUUUUUUCAAUGGUGAAACCCGAGCACCAAUAACACGUACAUUACUUUUUGUACAUUUGUACUGUAAUUUGUUGUUUACAAACUAUAACUUUUUGUAAUGAUGAUCAUAGGUUAUCUGUCGAAAGCAACAGAAAUGAUCCAGCACAUUGCAGCUGUGAAAGUAGAUUACAGAUUAUAUUUUCGGGGGAAAUACAAAAACAGAUGUUGGAUUAAAAAGUGGGCGUUAAUUAGGUUUUAUUAGUAUGAAACCUCCGAAAUAAGAUAAUUCUGCCAAUCCGCGGCUCACCUGGGGUUCUCAGGCGAUGGAUGACAAAUAUUGAUGAUGGAAAAUAGAUCACCAAAUAAUUCUAUGGGUGAUCAAUGAGGAGAUUUUUAUUCCAUUAUAAUGAAACAAAAUGAAUCCCAUAAGACAUUGCAGACAUUACUGUACGCAGGGCGUGGAUUCAGGGCGCAGGAGCAGUUCAUCUGUAUAUAGGCUAAUGACUUUAUUUCUAUAGCCUGGAAGUUAUGCAAUACUGUCAAACAACACAAAAGGAGAACAUUUUAAAUUCACAUAUUUUCCUGAACAGGGGUAAUAACCAAAAAAAAGAUAUCAUAUGCUACCUUAGAUUAUUUUCAAUAUAAAGUAAAUUUCGCUUUUAAAUAGAAUAUUGCAUUUUUUUUUUAAAUACCACUAGAUGUUGAAAUAUUACUGUCUAGCAUGGGGCCCCUUUAUGAAUUGUAUUAUUAAUAUACAGUGGAUAUCUGAUCUGAUUACUUUGGCCAAAUAGGGUUUUUUAGUCAUAGAAUUAUAUCAUGAAGACUAUGGUAGCAUCGUUUUAUAGAAAUCACAAAAGGAUUCUUAAGGUCGUUCAGGACAUCAAAAAGGGUUAUAGAGUCAAAAUGCUUAUCAGGAACUUAUGGAAGCAGGUUACUGUAUACUUCUCUCAGACUACAGAGUUUGUUUUUAAUACAGCUUUGAAAAUAAUGUAUCUUUUAUAAAUGUUUUAUUCAUUACAUACGCUUAUAUAUGUGAGUACGGGUGACCGUAUGUGGCUCCAUUAUUUAGUUUACAUAGUGAAUGGGAAAAGGCCAAAAUGUGAAAGAUCUGACUAUAUAACUGAUUUCUAAAUGAAUAUACCCUCUGAAACAGCAGAAUAAGAAGAAUAACUUAUGACAACUCAUAACUGUAUAGAACUAAAAGAGAAUGCAGAAAAUUCACAGCAUUACUGAAAGAAAUGAUAUAUAUAAACUGAUAACUAAAACA